UCAAGGAAGGACACAACUCAACAUGCAGUGCAACUUCAACAAGGCUGUGCUGAUCAGAGUUCUCCCUCCACUGCUGGUGGUGGAGUUUGUUUUGGGAAUCCCUGGAAACGCUUUGGCUCUGUGGGUCUUCUGCUUCCAUCUGAGGCCUUGGAAAAGCAGCACGGUGUUAGUCUUCAACCUGGCAAUAGCCGAUUUUCUGCUCAAUCUGGCGUUGCCAUUCCGUACCAGCUACUACAUCUCUGAGAUGAAAUGGAUGUUUGGCAGCGCCUUCUGCAACAUCUGCCUCUUCAUGUUGGCUAUGAAUCGCCUUGGAAGCACCUUCUUCCUGAUGGCUAUCGCUGUGGACAGGUACAUGCGUGUGGUGCAUCCCCAUCAUCGCAUCAACUCCCUGAGUGUCUCUAAAGCUGCCAUUGGAGCACUUGGACUGUGGCUGGUGGCCUUUUCAAUGACUGCUCAGAUCUUCACUUUACAACACACGAACACGACCAACUGCGACAACUUUAGGCUUGAGACCAAGCCCAAAAGUAAUCUGGCCUGGAAUCAGUUUGUCUUCAUCUUUUCCUUCUUCAUGCCUCUGCUUGUGAUUCUCUACUGCACAGUGCACAUCAUCAGCCACCUGAGAGGGAGACAACUGGCCCAACAUGCCAAGAUUAAGAAGGCUCUGUUCUUCAUGAUGGUAGUGGUGGUGGUCUUCAUCAUUUCCUUCCUCCCGAGCAACGUCACACAGCUGGUGAUCUGGUUCAAGAUGCGAGAGUUAAUCAACACCCUCCCUGAACCUGACAUCUGUCCUGCCGUGGAGGAUCUGACCUCUGUAUUUUACAUCACCAUCACCAUAACUUAUCUGAACAGUGCUAUGGAUCCAGUGAUCUACUACUUCUCCAGUCCUGCCUUUAAGAGCAUCGUCAGGAAAGCUCUUCACCUGCCCCAAGAAGACACCGUCGAAAGCACUGAGAUGAAAACUCGAGAAACUGGCUCCCAGUCACUCAGCCAGCUCUAAAAAUAAGGGACAUAUAACAUGCAGCUUUGCAGCUAAAAUAUUGAUUAAACUGGACUUCAUGAAGUUUCUCAGUAAGUUGUCAUGAAAACGCUACAGCCAAUAAGAUGUUAUGCCUAUAUUGCUCACAGUAAUCAAGUUAAUAUUGACUCCAUGUUUAUUUUAAAUAAACUGCCUUUGCAAAACUUGGCAAUUA
Messenger RNA from Amphiprion ocellaris (clown anemonefish), 1190 nucleotides. Its product is annotated as hydroxycarboxylic acid receptor 2-like. Gene Ontology annotation, biological process: G protein-coupled receptor signaling pathway. Lineage: Eukaryota; Metazoa; Chordata; Actinopteri; Pomacentridae. The transcript has a single exon. Gene Ontology annotation, molecular function: G protein-coupled receptor activity. Gene Ontology annotation, cellular component: membrane. The coding region runs from base 23 to 997 and encodes 324 amino acids. The record is from RefSeq and is a predicted model, not a curated record.